This is a messenger RNA of Trichoderma aggressivum f. europaeum, 684 nucleotides long. RefSeq lists its product as uncharacterized. The coding region runs from base 1 to 684 and encodes 227 amino acids. The transcript has a single exon. The record is from RefSeq and is a predicted model, not a curated record. NCBI's taxonomy places the organism in Eukaryota, Fungi, Ascomycota, Sordariomycetes, Hypocreales, Hypocreaceae.
AUGGCACAAUACGACGAUUAUGGAGCAUUAUACACAAAACUGAAGAAUAGGCCGAUUCCAAUCAUGCAGAACAGGUAUGCUAGCACAGCUAUGAAUGAUCUUAGCGGGUUAAGGGUUCUAGAUGCAGCUUGUGGGACAGGCUUCUACUCUCAAAUGAUGGCCCGUCAAGGAGCUGCUGAAGUUAUCGGAAUCGACGUCUCGCCUGGUAUGAUUGAAAAUGCAAAGAAAGAACUUCCUAUUCAGUUGGAAGAUGGCCCCAUCAGAUACUUCGUCGGAGAUUUCGAGCAGGCAGAUCUUUUCCAAAACCUUGGCUUGGAUAGAUUGAGAGGGACUUUUGACAUGGUGUUUGCUGCGUGGCUACUUAACUAUGCUGCUGAUUGGCAGCAUUUAACGAGGAUGCUGAACAACAUAUUCGAUGCGCUGAAGCCAGGAGGAAAACUUAUCGCUUUAACACCAAAUCCAUUUUUACUUCAAGAGCAUGGACCGGAAAUGACGAUAGAAGAAGGCCGAAUUGGCGACAGGUGGCAAGUCACCGAAACUUAUGAAUAUGGCUUCAAGGUCCAUAUGAUAGUAAAUGCUUCACCUUGUGUCGAGUUUGAUUCAUACGUUUUGUAUGUGUCGGAAUACGAAAAAGCUGUUGCAGCUGCAGGAUUCACGUGUCUGUCUUGGGAUGUUGGUACGUAG